Messenger RNA from Styela clava, 1384 nucleotides. RefSeq lists its product as uncharacterized. Lineage: Eukaryota; Metazoa; Chordata; Ascidiacea; Stolidobranchia; Styelidae. The record is from RefSeq and is a predicted model, not a curated record.
CAUAAUGCACUUGUUACAGAAAAUUAGCCGCGAUGGCUGAAAAUAGGCCUCUAGCUAUUGUGUAUUCUAUAAUGCUUCUUCUUGGAAGGACGGGUGCGUACAUACAAACGACAAUGAACAACGAAUUCAUGAUAUGCACUUCCGUAACCGGCGUAUUUGGCACAGUUGCCAGUGAAAACGGUGGAAAUGAUGAUAGGCCUGUUUUACAAGGACCGGGCGGUGCUCGUGGCCCAGCAGGAAAAUCUGGGCUUCCGGGUCCUAGAGGAGAGCCGAAUUAUGAUAAGGUUACAAGCAUGGUGGAAAAUAAAUUGCAAACAAUACAGGCACGUGUCUUCAGAUUAGAGUCAGAAAUACAGCAACUCAAAGCUAAUGGUUUUAGUGGAGGCUCAACAACAGGAAUUGUGGCACCGACUCUCUCUCCAGAAGAAGCGAAAAAUGCUAAAGAUUGCAUGGAUAAAUUCAAAAGUCCUUUAAACAUUGACACAAUGUGCUACAGCAUUAUCGGAGGAGACGGGCUUCAAUGGACAUUCAAAGAUGCAGAAUCGAACUGCACAAAACUUGGAGGAUAUCUAGCCGAUUUGAACGCUCGAUCACUAUAUGAUAAAGUAUAUGAUUACAUCGAUAGAACAUUCAGUACUGUAGUGCAGGCAUGGACUGGAAUGCGGUAUGAGAAGGAAAAUUUGAUACAAACAGACGGAAAACAAGCUGGGUUCGUCAAGUGGAUGGCCUAUAAUCCUCGAAAGUCUUCAACUUCGUACUCAACUUAUUACAGUAGUUAUACAUAUGUGUACGUCAACAUAGAUACAAGUUCACGAAUAAUGGGAUUACAAAACACACCUGCUAGUAAAAAGCUGGCAUACGCUAUCUGCCACUAUGACAUGUCAAAUGCCGCCACCACUCGAAGAAGUACGACCACGCAGAAGACAACUACCAGUAGUUACGACGACUAUGAUUCAGACUAUUAUUAUUACUCUAGCUAAAUAUACAUAUAUAUAUAAUCAAAGGUGAAUACUCGGAGAAAGCCGCUUGAAAUACCAUCAAAAUUUCGAAUGGCUCCACUCUAUCUUUAUUGUUGUUUUGAAAUAAACUCUAGGUUAGGCUGAAAAUACCAGAGGCUUGAAUACUGUUUGAAUACCAUUUUGUAAAAAGGGCAUUAAAGACACUAGAAGUCCAGAAUACCGUGUACAGACCAAGCAUAACUGGGCUCCUAGCGUACCGUUACCAGAGGAAGCAAUUGGGCCAUCUGGACUGGAAUCUGAUUCUAUGAUAUCCUGUUUUCUUGUACCAGCACAUGUUCUGAAAGCUUUGACCAUUUAAUGUAAUUACGAAUAUCUUUGUACAUUAGGAGUAUGAAAUAAAGUUCGACAAAGUAUUACGCCACAAA